Pedinophyceae sp. YPF-701 is the source of this 2898-nucleotide messenger RNA. NCBI's taxonomy places the organism in Eukaryota, Viridiplantae, Chlorophyta, Pedinophyceae. The record is from the annotation of a GenBank genome assembly.
AUGGAGGGAGGAGGGCAAGGGAGGUCUGCGUGGCAGGCCUACACGGAUGGAUUGGGCGGCGCCCAGCGAGCUUUCGGGCGAAAGCUCGGGUCCGUGGCGGCCUUUUCGUACCGCCGCCCGUGGACCACGAUCGCAGCGGGCCUGAUCAGUGCUCUGGUGCUCGCGGUGGGAUUCCUCCGCCUCGAGAUCGUCACGGAGUCGGAGAAGCUGUGGACGCCUCAGGGGAGCAAGUCGAUGGAGCACAGGGACUACGCCGAGGCACGUUUCUCCGGAGGUGGAUCGAGGCUGGUCCUCCAGGUGGAGCCUGCAUCUGGCUCCAAUGUCGUCACGGUGCCUGUCCUGAGCGACCUCUUCCGCGCCGCCUCCGCGGUCCUGGACGCCGUUGACGCCCAGGGACGCUCCUUCACCGACGUCUGCGAGCCCACCGCGACAGGGUGCGACCGCGGCGGCCUGCUAGCACCCUGGGGCUUCGACCGGGCGCAGCUCGAGAACGACGCGGCCACGAACGAUCCAACGGCCGCCCUUCUCGCCCGCAUCAACGCCGCGACGUUCCCGUCGGGCCGGAGGAACGAGCCGACGACGUACCUCAGUCCCGUCGACCGUGACGCAUCCGGGGGUGUCACGGGCGCCGCGACGGGCCUGACGACCUUCAGGCUGAGACAGGCUCUGACGGACAGCUCCUCGAAGACGUUCAUGGAGGCCGCGGAUGCUGCGCUGGAUCGCGUCCGCGGCACCCUGACCGCGGUGAAGCUGACGUGGGUCCACGAGUUCAGCAUCGACGACGAGGUCGAGGCGACCGUCUCGGGCGACAUCGUGCUGGUGAUCACGUCGUUCGUCACGAUGACGCUGUUCGCGUCGCUGUCGCUGUCCAACGUCCGGAACUUCGUCAAGUCGCGCAUCGCCCUCGCGCUGGGGGGCGUCGUGACCACCGCCGUGUCCAUGGCGGCGGGAUACGGAUUCUGCGCCCUGGUCGGAAUCAAGUUCAGCACGCUCCAAGCGAUGCUCCCCUUCCUCCUCGUCGGCAUCGGCCUGGACGACAUGUUCGUGCUCGUCAACGGCCUCGACGUCGUCCGCGUGCGCCACCCCUCGGCGUCCGCGGAGGAGCUCUUCCGCCUCAACGCCGAGACGUUCGGGACGAGCAUCACGGUGACGUCGCUGACCAACAUCCUCGGGUUCGCGCUCGGCACCGCCACGGUGAUUCCGGCGGUGCGCUGGUUCUGCGCCUACGCCGCCGUCGCCAUCGCGUUCGACUGGGCGCUGCAGCUCACGCUGUUCACCGCGAUGAUGGCCGUCGACGACCGGCGCCGCGCCGCCAGCCGCUGCGACCUCCUGUGCUGCGUCAAGCGCGCCGCGCCAUCGUCCUCGCAGCCCGCAGCUGCGACGGCGAAUGUCACGGCGGUGCUCGCAGCGCCCGACGCACGGGCGUCCAAGGACGACGCCGGCGGCGCCAAGGUGUCUCCACGGCUCCCUGGCAGCCCCAGCGUCGACGCCACGUCGUCCGAAGCCGACCGCGAGGCGCAUCCCGUGCAGUUCUACAUCCGCCGCGUCCACGUGCCGCUGGUCACGUCGCUGUGGGGCCAGAUCCCCGUCCUGCUCGUCCUCCUGGCGCUCGCCGCGUGCGGCAUCUACGGCGCGACGCAGCUCGACCAAGGCCUGCCGCUCAAGGACCUCGCGCGAACCGGAACGACCACGCGGCGGUUCUUCGAGGUCCAGGAGAGCUCGUUCGACGUCACCGUGGGCAGCGCGGCCAAGCUGUACUGGCGCAACGUCGACUUUUCCGCGCCGGCGGCGCAGGCCGGCGUCCUCGAGACGUUCCAGCGCGCGCUCGAACACGAGUGGGCGGACCCGGAUGCGAACGGCAACGCGAAGCCGUGGGUCGCGGAGCUCGUUACGUUUGCGAAGGCGCGCGGGGCGGCGACGGAGCUGGCGUUGCCCGAGGGGACGUUCGAGGGCUCGAGCACCGCGCCCGUGCAGCGCGAGGUGAUAGCGCAGGCGGCGUUCGAGGGUGAGCUUGCCGCGUUCAUCGGGACGCCGGACGCGCCGGGGCCGGGCAAGCGGUUCGUCGAGGACCUCGUCUUCGCGCCGGGCUUCGCGAACGGCGCAGCGUGGGCGUCGGAGACCAACCCUGAUCCGGAGAUCGUCGACAGCGGGCUUGUGGGGGGGCCGGUCGUGGCGGCGCGGGCGUCCUACACGUUCGCGCCGGUCGGCGAGGACGUGUCGCGCGAGAUCGACCUGUUCCACUCCGUGCGCGAGCUCUCGCGGAAGCUCAACGCCGUCAUGGGCGGCACUGGCGACGACGACCGCGCGUUCGUGUUCAUGCUGGACUUCAUCUUCACGGAGAGCGACCUCGUGCUGUGGGACAUGACGCUCCUCACGAUGGGCCUCGGCCUCGUCGGCGUGUUCGUCGUGUCGCUGCUCUUCCUCGUCCACCCGGUGUCUGCAUUGCUGUGCACGUCGGUUGUCUUCCUCAUUGACUGUGCGCUGCUGGCCGCGAUCUGGUGGGGCGGCAUGCGGUUCAACACGGUCUCGAGCAUCAACCUCAUCCUCGGCCUCGGCCUCAGCGUCGACAUGACGCUGCACAUCGCGCACAAGUUCCUGGAACAGCCGUUCGGGGACCGCAAGGCGCGCGUGGCCGCGACGCUGAACGAGAUCGGGUUCGCCGUGGCGCUCGCGGGGCUCUCGACGUUCCUGGGCAUCCUCCCGCUCGCAGCAUCGCGGUCCACGAUCUUCCUGACCUUCUUCAAACUGAUCUCCGCCACCCUCGGGUUUGGCCUGUACGGCGGGCUGUUCCUGCUGCCUGGCCUGCUGUGCUGGCUCGGGCCGAGCCCGAUUCUGGCCGAGGCGCACGGCGGCGCGGAGAAGGCGCAGGUCGCUGCGUUGAAGGAUGCGUCGCCAUGA